CCCAUUUCUCUUUCUCAAAAUCUCCAAAUACGACGAUUAUUUACAGAUUUUUCAGGCCAAAGAUGCAACUCUUUUUCUUUUUUCUUUCUUGAUAUGAAGAUGGUUACUUUAUCCAAAACAAACAUUCUGGAGUAAAGGGUAUUAUUAUUAUGAUUCAAGCUCUAAUGUCGACUAUCGCUAUUCACAGACCUGAAUUCUUAAGCUUUCCAAAUGAUUCAUUUAGAAAUCCUCAAAGAUUUCAAAGAGUCAUCCCUUCUUUUACAAUGGCAAUGGAUUCUCGGUCCUUUCAAACAAGAAAGAAAGAAGAACUAUCUGUUAAUCUUCCAGAACCAUCUUAUCCUGAAUUUGCAAAUCCAAAGUUACCUGAUCUGCGAUUUGACCGUCUUCAAGUCCCAGAAAGAGAAUUGGUACAUGAAGACAAGUUUGAAUUUGGGCAAUUCGUGGCAAGAGAGGCUAUAAUUGAUGAAGAAUUCUGGACUGCAGCCUGGCUUCGAGCAGAAAGUCACUGGGAAGAUCAAAUUCAUGACCGAUUUGUUGAUAAUCACAAAAGGAAAUUUGCAGAGCAGGAGUUCCAUGCCAUAAAAAGGCGACGUAUUCUUCAACAUGGACCGAAGUGUAGAUGCAUUGUCACGGUUAAAAAGGAGGACAAAAAUGUAAAGCGGACAGUACUGAAGAGUGUGGUUGGAACUCUUGAUUUAAGCAUCCGGUGCUUACUGCAGGGAGAGACAUUUCCAGGGGAGCGGGUGAAGGUUCCUAUAUUCCGCAGCUUCCACAAGAGGGGACCAGAUGCAUAUGGUUAUGUUGCAAACCUGUGUGUUGCCAAAUCAGCACGUCGCCAAGGGAUUGCAAGCAACAUGUUGCAUUUUGCUGUUGAAUCAGCCAAAUCAGAUGGUAUAGAAGAUGUGUAUGUGCAUGUGCAUAGAAACAAUAUACCUGCACAGGAACUGUACCAAAAGAUUGGCUUUGAGAUUGUUGAGGCGGCAAGCUCUCAAUUAAUAGAAGAGAAGACUUACCUACUCUGUUGCAGGGUGUAAAGAUUUUUCCAUAACAAAAUCCUUAUGGAAGUUAUAGAAAGCGUCAUAUACAAGAAGUGUAGAUUUCUUUGAGGUGAUAAGACAUUGGGGGCUGAUAAUGACAAGCACAAUCACUUAGCACACUGUCAAUUGUAAUCCUUGCUGUAACUAUUGUUUGAAAACUCCAUUUUAGCCAAGUUGCUAAUAUGUCUUGAAAUUCUUCUUCCAGUGUAUAUGGCUUAUUUUUCUCAAGAGAUCUGUUUAAACUGGGGAAGAUAUUAACUUCAAACAAAGAAUCGUGUUAGUGUAGUUUGAAGGCGUCUUGUAUGAAAUGGAAUUUUGGAUUGUUUCGAAAAAGAAAUAAAGGAAGUACAGCAAAAAUUUGCAUUUC
This is a messenger RNA of Ricinus communis (castor bean), 1404 nucleotides long. RefSeq lists its product as uncharacterized. The record is from RefSeq and is a predicted model, not a curated record. Gene Ontology annotation, molecular function: acyltransferase activity, transferring groups other than amino-acyl groups. Lineage: Eukaryota; Viridiplantae; Streptophyta; Magnoliopsida; Malpighiales; Euphorbiaceae. Bases 150 to 1034 code for a protein of 294 amino acids. The transcript has 9 exons.